Molecule: messenger RNA, 614 nt
Organism: Homarus americanus (American lobster)
Lineage: Eukaryota; Metazoa; Arthropoda; Malacostraca; Decapoda; Nephropidae
Gene: mRpL27
Product: 39S ribosomal protein L27, mitochondrial-like
Exons: 3
Coding region: 66-548 (160 amino acids)
Biological process (GO): translation
Cellular component (GO): mitochondrial large ribosomal subunit; ribosome
Molecular function (GO): structural constituent of ribosome
Source: RefSeq, a predicted model, not a curated record
AAAGGUUUAGUAACAGUGUUCUGGCAACACUGACGCCUGCUCCUAUGGCAUAAAUGUAAACAAACAUGGCUGCAAGUCUAGUUAAGAAAAUUAUGAGUUUUAGUAUAUCAGGCAUUUCUGGAGGACCAGGAGGUUCAUCAAUACUGUCCAAUAAUACUGUUGGCUUGUUAACAAGUGUACGAAACGCCAGCAAGAAAUCAGGUGGCAGUAGUAGAAACAAAAAAGGAAGAGCGAGAGGCAAACGUCGAGGUAUCAAGAAAGCAGAUGGUCUGUGGGUCUCCCAAGGAACAAUACUUGUGAGGCAACUGGGACUUGAUUAUCUCCCCGGGCUGAAUGUUGGUAUUGGACGAGACAGAACUCUCUUUGCUAUAGAACAUGGAAGAGUUAUGAUGACAACAGAGAAAGUAAAUCCCAACUGGGACCACAGCUUUGUGAGACGUUUCUAUGCUGACCUUCAGAACCAGGAGGAUGUGCCAAUUUACAAAACAUAUUUCCAUAUAUUGACAGACCCUCAGAAACAGAAUUUCAAACUUGUUGAUCAAAUAUAAAUUAAGUUUUAAGAGAUUAUGUUGUACAUACUGCAGUUUCUUUUUGUUAAAUGCAUUCAUUAUUUG